Messenger RNA from Contarinia nasturtii (swede midge), 592 nucleotides. RefSeq names its product putative odorant receptor 92a. The record is from RefSeq and is a predicted model, not a curated record. Gene Ontology annotation, cellular component: plasma membrane. Bases 100 to 570 code for a protein of 156 amino acids. Lineage: Eukaryota; Metazoa; Arthropoda; Insecta; Diptera; Cecidomyiidae. Gene Ontology annotation, biological process: sensory perception of smell; detection of chemical stimulus involved in sensory perception of smell. The transcript is spliced from 3 exons. Gene Ontology annotation, molecular function: olfactory receptor activity; odorant binding.
UGUGAUCAUUUUGAUUUUCUAACUUAUUCAUUGAAUGAAGAAGUAAAACAGCUCAAUAAUGAAAAAAAUUCCGCAAAAUAUCAACAAAAGUAUGGUAAAAUGAAAGACAAUGUUGCGCAAACUGUAAAUAUUCACACAAAAAUGUAUGAAAUUUUUAAUAUGGUCGCUGACUUGAACAGUGGAGUCAUAUUUUGGCUUCUUCCUGCCAAUGUCAUCUUUUUUGCUCUGGCGCUUUACAAUGCAGAACACACAUCAAGUGCUGACAUUGUAUUGAUCAUUUAUCAUAUUAUCUGUAUGGGCACUUCAAUGCUAUGGCCAAUUUUGUUCUGCUAUUAUGGAACCCACGUUAUCAACCGAAUUUCGUUAAUUGGAUUUUCAGCAUAUGAUGCAAAUUGGUUCGAAUAUCCGUCUGUACUUCAGAAGUACUUGAUUUUAAUCAUCGCACGUUCACAGGAGCCAAUUCAUUUUGAUGGCUUAAAUAUUAUUUAUUGUACAUUGGAAGUUUUUGGAAAAUUGUGCAAAACAAGCUGCUCAUACUAUAUAUUAUUUCGCAGUCUAUCUCAUAAUUAAUUAGUUUAAAUUUAUCCUACAC